CCGUAAUAGUGGCCUGCUCCAGUCUUCUCUGCGGUACCAUGAGGACGUUACGAGUCCUGACACUUCUUUCGGCAGCAGUCCUGCUUUGCAGCGCUGCCCCAGGUUUGGAGCCACUAACAUGCAGUGAAGGUAACGGUCCGGCGGCAGCAGAUAAGGCAGUGCAUCACAUCAAUGAGCAUCACGACCAUGGCUACAAGUUCAGACUGCAUGAAGUUCAAGGGAACAGUGUGGAACAGGUUGAUGGUGGAUGUAACGUAAAGUUGCAGCUGGAUCUUCGGGAAACAAAAUGCCACACUAUCAACCCGAAACCCUUUGAGGACUGUGAAAUACGUGGCAUGGGAGAGCGGGCAGUGAAGGCCAACUGCACUGUGUUGAUGACUAUAAAAGAUGGUGAUGCCGACAUAACCAAAUAUGAAUGUGACACACGACAAGAAAAAACUAACUUGGAGAUGGUACGCAUCUGCCCUGACUGUCCUGUGCUGCUGCCUCUCAACAACUCUGAAGGUCUCAAGUCUGUUCGUGAAGCGACAGCAGAAUUCAACAAGAACACCAGUAACCAGCAUUACUACAUCUUGAAGGAAGUGGGGCGGAUAUCAACUGGGUACAUAAUGGGAUUAGGAAUGAACUACUAUCCUGAGUUUGUACUUGUGGAGACUCAUUGCCCAAUGGGCUCUAGAAUCAUAAUUGAGGCAUGCAUUCCACUUUGUCCUAACAGAGCUCGUCAUGCUUUCUGCCGUUCAUCUUACUCCAGUCAAAAUGGACUCCUGUCCACUGAGUGUGAUUUCUAUCCUGCAGAGAACACCACUGCCCUUGGGCCUGGUGAGAAGGAGCCUGUCUGUGGACGUCAUCCACAUGGUCAUGGUGGCCCCCCUCCACAUGCUCACGACCAUGGUCGUGGCCCCCCUCCACAUGCUCACGACCAUGGUCAUGGCCCCCCUCCAGAUGCUGGCAAAGGAGGACGCCCUCCACAUGCUCACGACCAUGGUCAUGGCCCUCCUCCACAUGCUCACGACCAUGGUCAUGGCCCCCCUCCAGAUGCUGGCAAAGGAGGACGCCCUCCACAUGCUCACGGCCCCCUCCACAUGCUCACGACCAUGGUCAUGGCCCUCCUCCUACUGGUGGCAAGGGUAAAGGGUCAUUUCACCCCCUACUGCGCUGCAUUUAUCCAUGUCACGGAUUCCUAGUCAAUCCUGACCCAGCUCUCCACCCUAUUUGCCCCUGGCCUCUUCCUCACCGCCCACACAACUAAUCCAGAAUUAGCUGAACAUUGCCAAAUAAAGAACAUGGUUGUUCUGCAUGCAAUGUGCCAAAAUAUAGUGCAUACAAAAUAAACCAUCGAGGUGUUGACUACUUGAA
Maylandia zebra (zebra mbuna) is the source of this 1356-nucleotide messenger RNA. It is a transcript of the gene ahsgb, whose product is annotated as alpha-2-HS-glycoprotein 1. Gene Ontology annotation, biological process: negative regulation of endopeptidase activity. NCBI's taxonomy places the organism in Eukaryota, Metazoa, Chordata, Actinopteri, Cichliformes, Cichlidae. Gene Ontology annotation, molecular function: cysteine-type endopeptidase inhibitor activity. The record is from RefSeq and is a predicted model, not a curated record. Gene Ontology annotation, cellular component: blood microparticle; extracellular matrix; extracellular region.